CAAGGAUCCUCCUUCAAAGCGCCACAUCCAGUCUUUCAAGGGGUGGCGAAGGCACAACAAAGCUAUUGGCGGUGUGAGGCGUCUUGAUUCCCUUGUUUUGUGAUGCCAGGGAGCAAAAUGAGCCCCUCACUGCAGCAGGUGUUCCUCGCCCUCAUAAGCUGGUGUGUUUGGAAGAAAAGCUUUAUCGAGGGACGAGACUUGCCUUUCCUGGCCGAGGAAUACUUGGGUCGGCUGGACGCCUGUAGGUGUGUUCCAAUCACCCAUCCCUGCUCCGACGAGUUUGUGGCGAUCCCUUUCCUUACAGUAUACUCCCAGCCCCUGAAAGUGUGCGCGCAAGGGACGCGGUUGUGUUGCCAGGAGACAGCAUCGCCGAAGACGACCACCUUUAAGACUGCCGAAAAUCUCAACUACCUGCUGGUGAAGGUGCCUCCUGGUGUGCACCGAGGCCACCUCCAUCACCUGCCAGGCUACCUAUCAGGAUUAUCAAGACGUUUGGCCCCCACGCAGAAAGAUGUGGAGGCUGGUGACGGCGAUGGUGGUGAUGGCAACGUGACACAACAGGAAGUGGGAGAUGGGACUGAGAGAGACGCUGGGGGAUCGUUACUGGAGAGGACUGAAGGUGCCAUCACCACAGAAAAUAUCAACAUUGCGUCGUCAUUCAUACCGGGAGAUGUUACCGUCACAGAAUGGAACGAGACCGAAUGGACCAAGAGAGAUGAACUGUACACGAAAGGCAUGGAGAAAUCGACCUUGAAUCCUGACGCGUCUACAAUCACAUACGCACCUGAAUUAAAUACGCGUGGCGGUAUGAAUGUUUUAACUUGGAUCUACUCACUCAGCGAACCACCGUCUGUCUCUAUUGAAUGUCUUACUGGUGUCUGUCAUGAAAACUCUUCUCCGAGCACUGUUGAUGUAGAUGCUGCCGUGAAUGUCUCUGUGGGUGUCAAGGACACGAAAACGCCAAAGCAAACCGAGACGGUGUUUCCCACUGACAACAUAACUUUAGAUCCUGUCACACAAGGUCGUACUAAUGCAUCCUCUCCCACACAAGACCAAACUCCCACACCAUCUCACAAGCUAAAGCAGGUAAUAACUUUAAGUCGAACUGAGUCGAUGUUUCCUUCUGAAAAUAUAACUACGCAACACCCUGGUACACAAGACCAAAGUACUGUUACGUCCUCUCCCACACAAGACCAGAGAACUGAAUCUUACAAGCAAGGGCAAGAAAUAACUCCAAGGCAUAAUGAAUCAAUGUCUCUCUCUGAGAAUGUAACUACAGAUCUUCUUGCCGCACAAGACCAAACUAUUACAUCUACACAAGAGCAAACUACUGUAUUACCUCACAUGCAAGAAGCGGACAUGCGAUCCAAUGCUUCUAUUUUGAUCGCGAGGGUGAAUGAACCUGUGCCUUUCUCUGGGAAUGGGACGACUAUGGAAAUGGACAAUCCCGCAUCCACCAGCCCCUCCCAAGCCCAUUCCCCUAUCACCACACCCAAGCCUGACACCACCACCACCACUGCAAGCACCACUACUGUCAGCACUUCUACCCGCAGGCCUCCAACCACCACCACCACCACUGCCAGUCCUGGUUUAUGGGAAUGGCUGUUUGGCUGAGUGUUUGUAGAGUUCCAAGUAGCUGUGACUCUUGGGUCUUCUUGAAUUUAGAAUUUUAUUUGAAUAUAUAUAUAUAUAUAUAUAUAUAUAUAUAUAUAUAUAUAUAUAUAUAUAUAUAUAUAUAUAUAUAUAUAUAUAUAUAUAUAUAUAUAUAUAUAUAUAUAUAUAUAUAUAUAUAUUUUAUUGGAAGGGUAGGUAAGUGGUUUUUAGAACUUUCUCUAUGCUAGCAAACGACUGCCAUCACUAAAUUUCUUAGAGAAAUAUAACUAAAUAAUUGGUGUAAAUAUUAGUUUUAAUAAUAACCAAAUAAAAAGUUGUGUAAUUCUGCAAGACUUUUGAAGACGCAUCACAAUGAAGAUUUCAUUUAAAAUUCUAAAUUGUAACUCGACAAAGACUUUGUAAUGUCGCUUAUUGCUAUCAGAACGGUGGAAGACAUCGUAGGCAAAACGUCAUUGUUAUAUAUUCCCGUUAAUUUUCUCCCAGCAGUGCCAGAUUAGUAGAUAAAGAUGAUAAAUACCAAAUAGCGAAAUACCAAGGAAUAUAAAAUGAAGAUAAAGAUACGAAAGUAUAUGAAAGUAAAGCAAACAGAGAGAGAAAUGUACCAAAUCAGCAGAUAAAGAAUACCAGAUUAGGAGGCAAAUAUCGAUCACACAAUCAGGAGAUAUUUUUAGGAUGAAUUAUCGGUAAACUUCCUAACUCGUAUACCUGAUUCGUCCACUUGCUAGUUAUUGCACAUCGUUACUUCCAACAUACUCUAACAGUGUCUUUUAACCUCUGUCGCCCCUUAUCGCUUCGCAGUCUUCGUCCUACUUUUCGUCCUACUUUUCUUCCUUAUCCUCUUCUUUCCUCAUCCUCUGCAUUUAUUACACUUAAGAUCUCCAUACGUUUUAUUUAUACUUAUUUUCAUUUACAUUAAUUAAGGUUUUCGUACAUUUCACCCGCGCCUUUUCAUUUUAUUUGAGCAGCUUGAUUUUCUGCACGAGACAACGACCUCAACGACUACUGCAACCUGUUACCCCUACCACUACAACCAAAAGCACCACCAUCAUUACUACUUUUGUUACUACUACUACUACUACUACUACUACUACCACCACCAUCAUUACUACAACUACUACUACCACCAGCUUAACAACAACAUUUACUACUGCUACUACUCCUACCACCACCACCACCGCUACCAUCACCCCCACGACCACCCUUCACCUUCACUGCUUCUACUUGUGCAAUCAAGGACUGCAACCAUCACUUGCUGCUAGGAACCGGUGUUGUGCUAACUCGCUCCCGGGUCAAAAUUUCUCCCUGGUGACGCCACUGCGCAUGUGCACCAAAUCCAGAAGACAGCAGCAACACAUCAUCCAGAUAUUUUAUAUAUUUUAGGUAUUAUCAAUUACUUUUUGAAGGUUUAUUGACAAAUUACUAUUGCUUCAUUGUAUGUGGAUAUGUUAGGAUAGGAAUGAAGCAAGUAAAUAAGAGUAGCGAGUGAUAACAGAGCACCAAAGCUUCUCCCUUUGCAAGUGUAAGGUCCUACCACCAUCUAUCUUACCUGGUCCUCUUACCUGGUUGGCUUCCCUUAGUUAAAACUAGACCAGCUAGCAAGCACACAAAACUCAAAUACAGGAAGCCCAAAACCACAGGUACGCCCGUGUCGCAAACAAAAACAAACAUCUAAAUUAUAGAUCAAGUCUUCUUAAA
Scylla paramamosain (green mud crab) is the source of this 3309-nucleotide messenger RNA. Its product is annotated as mucin-2-like. Lineage: Eukaryota; Metazoa; Arthropoda; Malacostraca; Decapoda; Portunidae. The transcript is spliced from 5 exons. The coding region runs from base 103 to 1614 and encodes 503 amino acids. The record is from RefSeq and is a predicted model, not a curated record.